GGAUUUAUUUUUUCCAGUCGUGCGUAUAAAAGCACACGUGCCAUUUUUAGAGCUCCAUCGUCGUGUCCUGCGCAGACGUCCGCGCGAUGGCCCUCCUUUGGCUCUCUGCAAUAGCAGUGAGCCUUUUAGCUCACCAUGGACAGUCUCAGUGCAUCGGCGGAAACUGUGGCAAAGGAUCGGGAUUUGAUGGAUCCUUAGGACUGGGUCCUGGAGGCUCAAGCCUUGCGAUCGGCCCUGCAGGAGGUGGCUUCGGAGGAAGCAUCGGUGCUAGCGGUGGAAGCUAUGGUGGCAUCAAUGGCAUGGGCGGUGGCUUUGCAGGAGGACGAAUCCAACCUGGUCAAUUGGAGGGAGUCUUCGAGUCAAGAACGCCUUUCCCUGAAGGCAUAUCUGGGGGCUCAUUGGGAGACUCGGGCACCAGCGGUCUUACCGGGGAAGGAAGCCUAGCGGCGGCCCCGGAAUUUAGAGGGCGCGUGGACGGCUUAGGAGGAGGUCUGUCAGCGGGAGUGAGCCACGGCGCGUUCGGGGGAAUGACAGGAGGUUUGGGUGUCUCCGGAGGUGGGAACUCGGCUCUGCGCGGAGGAAUGUCUGGAGGCGCGGGAGGUACUGGUGGCUUAGCUGGGGGAAUGAAUGCGGGGCAGCUUCCGGGGCUGUCGGGAGGCCGCGCUGAAGAUGACGAAGGAAGUAGCGAAGAAAGCAAAGAAAGACCGCUUACUCUCGGUGAAAGACUGGCUCAAAGGCGAGAGGAGCGUCGGAGGCGGCGACUGCAGCGUCGUUUAGAGCGCCAACAGCGACGACGAGAAAGGUGGGGCUUGGCCGGUGCUGGCGCUGGUGCUGGUGCAGGUGCUGGUGCUGGUGCAGGCGCUGGCGCGGAAGGUGGUGCCGCUGCCGGCGCGGGAGGAAGAGCUGGGUUGGGUGGUCGCGCACGCACUAGAGGUCGCGGCAAACUUCGAGGACGUCUCCGCGGUGGCCUCAGCAUCGGCCUUAACUUGAAUGCGAAAGCAGGCGUAAGUGCAGAAACGGAAACCGAAGCUCAAGUGGAAGCAGAAGCACGUGCGGCCGCUCAAGCCGCUGCCGCAGCGCGUGCCGCGGCCCUAGCCCGCGCUAGAGCCCAAGGAGGUUUAGGGGCUGGCGCAAUUGCUGGAGGCGCUGGCUACUAUUAGGUGCCGCUUUCUAGUCACGUGUAAUCACUACUGGUAAACCGGCUAAGUAUAAACAUCUCAGACCCUGAAUGUGGGCUAGAAAAUUUUACACCUCAACGUUUUUCGGGGGAUAGUUCGGCCUCUCAGUGUCGAUUUGGUUGCAAGUAAAUAAUGGGCGAAGAUAGUAAAAACUUACAUCCCGGUUUGCUUCUAUGAGCAAGCGAAUUAUUAGGAAUUACUUAUUUGCUAACGAAGUCAGGGGCUUUUCCCACAAUUUACAAUAUAAUCCACAAGUGUCCUUACCCAACGAAGUCACGUAAUUUCGCCAAUAAACAAGGUGAUGUAAAAAUGU
Molecule: messenger RNA, 1491 nt
Organism: Dermacentor silvarum
Lineage: Eukaryota; Metazoa; Arthropoda; Arachnida; Ixodida; Ixodidae
Exons: 3
Coding region: 87-1160 (357 amino acids)
Source: RefSeq, a predicted model, not a curated record